Jaculus jaculus (lesser Egyptian jerboa) is the source of this 597-nucleotide messenger RNA. It is a transcript of the gene Cby3, whose product is annotated as chibby family member 3. The transcript has a single exon. NCBI's taxonomy places the organism in Eukaryota, Metazoa, Chordata, Mammalia, Rodentia, Dipodidae. The coding region runs from base 47 to 466 and encodes 139 amino acids. The record is from RefSeq and is a predicted model, not a curated record.
GCGACGCUUCUCGCCGCGGAGGCCGCCGCUGCGCCGCAUCUCGUCCAUGUCCACCUUCUACCUGCUGGACCACCGCACGCGCCAGGCCGAGCUGGGGUUGAGCUACGGCGCGCCGCGCACGCGCCUCAGUGACAAGGCCUUCGUGUUCCGUGGCGGCCAGUGGGAGGCCGAGGGCCAGCUGGCGCGGCCCCUGCGGCCCUCCGCGACCAUCCCGGCCUGGAAGCCGCAGGGGCAGCGGGGCAAGAGUCCCGGGCUGCUGGAGGAGAACAACUACCUGAAGCUGCAGCAAGAACUGCUCAUGGACAUGCUGACCGAGACCACCGCGCGCAUGCACCUGAUGGAGAAGAAGGUGGAGCCCGAGGUCAGCCCCGCGGCCGCCGCGCGCGUCUGGCAGAGGAAGCUGCGCAAGCGUGACGGCGCCAGCUGCAUGCUCAUGAUCCAGUCGCGCGCGCUGGAGUCGCGGUGACGCAAUAAAACCUGGGGCGGCGCUCGAGCCCCUCGACCUUCGACCCUCGCCGCCCGAGUUCUCGGCGGGGCCAUGCUAGUGGGUGAGGGUGGGCUGCCUGCUCUCCGCCGCAGACACUUGGUCAGGGUGUC